AUGGCCAUUGCAAUUGCAGGCUCAGGGCCUGUCGGGAAAACUAUUAUUGAAGCUUUUCUGGAGAAUUCAAAAUACAAAAGCGAAUUAAUUCUUCUCACGCGUAAAUACCAGGAGACAUCACCUUUAGACCAGAUACAACAAAUUCCUGUCAAUUACAGCGAUGUCGCUGCACUUGCUGCCCAGCUUGAAGAGCAUAACGUGCACACGGUAGUCUGUGCUAUUGGAAUUUUGACCCAAGAGGCAAGCCAAGCACAAAUAAAUCUCAUUCAAGCUGCGGAUCUUUCCACCACCACCAAACGAUUUAUACCCAGUGAAUAUUCAUACAUUCAAUCUGAAGAGAUCCGCCACAUAUCUCCCGAUGCAGUUCAACUCUUUAUUGACGGAACUCGGGCCAUAGAAAGUUCAAACUUACAGUAUACUCGAGUGAUCCCAGGUUUCUUCAUGGACUAUUGGGGUAUGCCAAAUAUUCGUACCAAUAUGGUACCGUUCACUUACGCAAUUGAUAUCCUCAACGCCCGCGCUAUCAUUCCAGGUGAUGGAAACAACGUAAUUACCAUGACAUAUACAUACGAUAUGGCCAGAUUCAUUGUGAAAUUGCUCGAUCUAGAGGAGUGGCCUGAAUUUAGCUUUAUCGGAGGAGACGACAUAACGUUCAAUCAACUGUUGGACAUUGCCCAGGAACUCCGUGGAACUAAGUUCGACGUUACUUAUGAUAGUUUGGACCGAGUCAGAAACAACGAGGCCACCCCUCUUCCUCAACCUGAAGGGUUUGAUUAUGGACCGGAAUUCAAUAAGUGGGUAACUGGUUAUAUGAGCCACGUCAUUACCAACGAUGGUAUCAAGUUGCCAAAGGAAAAUCGCCUCAAUGAUAUCUUCCCUGAUAUUCAUCCAAUUUCCAUGAAAGAAUUUUUGAUCAAGGCUUGGAAGCGUGAUUGA
Molecule: messenger RNA, 936 nt
Organism: Penicillium macrosclerotiorum
Lineage: Eukaryota; Fungi; Ascomycota; Eurotiomycetes; Eurotiales; Aspergillaceae
Exons: 4
Coding region: 1-936 (311 amino acids)
Source: RefSeq, a predicted model, not a curated record